AUGUCUUUCUUGUGCCUCGCCCGCCCUACCCAGGGUCUUCUCCGCCAACCCCUCCUCCACCGCACCUUCCUCACCACGCGUCCCCUCUUCAACCAAGCCUCCAUCCUUUCGACCCUAAAACCUGAACUCAUGACCGCCAUGCGCUCCAAAGACAAGCCCCGGCUAACCGUCCUCCGCGCCCUCCUUGCCGAGAUCACAAACGCCUCGAAGACCUCCAAACCCAUCAGCUCAGAUGCCACCCUUUUCUCCCUUCUCUCAAAACAAAUUAAAGCGUCUCAAGCGGCGGUGGACGAGUUUGCGAACGCGAAGAGGGAGGAUUUGGUAGAGAAGGAGAGGGAGCAGUUGCUGGUGCUGGAGGGGUACUUGAAUCAGAUUGAGGUUGUUGGGGAGGAUGAGGUCAGAAAUGUGGCGGAAGAGGUUGCGGGAGGUUUGGGCGCGGGAGCAAAGGUGGGGCCGGUAAUGGGCAAGGUUAUGGGCAAGUUUGGUGGUAGACCCGUUGAUUCAGAUCUUGUGAAGAGGGUGGUAGAAGAGGUCGUUGUGCAAAAAUUGUGA
Messenger RNA from Didymosphaeria variabile, 552 nucleotides. RefSeq lists its product as uncharacterized. Gene Ontology annotation, molecular function: carbon-nitrogen ligase activity, with glutamine as amido-N-donor. The transcript has a single exon. Bases 1 to 552 code for a protein of 183 amino acids. The record is from RefSeq and is a predicted model, not a curated record. NCBI's taxonomy places the organism in Eukaryota, Fungi, Ascomycota, Dothideomycetes, Pleosporales, Didymosphaeriaceae. Gene Ontology annotation, cellular component: mitochondrion.